CUCCUAUAGUCCUAGGGAGUCUAUGUUGCUAGUUGGAUCCUACAAUAACAUGCAUUUCUGAUCAUUUCAAAGAUCAACUCAGAAAGGGGAGGCAACCAUGGAUGCACACUCUGCUUUCAUGUUUCUCCUCACUUUGAUCCAUCUUCUUUUGCAGAUAUCAGCUCGUGAUUUCCUCUCACCUGGUUCCUCUCUCUCAGUAGAGCGCAGUUCUGAUGUGCUCUACUCACCAGAUGGUACUUUCGCCUGCGGGUUCUACAACAUCUCCCCCAAUUCCUCCAUCUUCGCAGUUUGGUUCUCCAACUCAGCUGAAAAGACAGUUGUGUGGAGUGCAAAUCUUGGUCGUCCUGUGUACACCUGGGGAUCCAAGAUCAAGUUAAACAUCGACGGAAAUAUGGUUUUACAAGACUACGGUGGUCAGAUUGUGUGGACAAACAAUGUGAGCUCUUCAAAUGUCCAAGAGGCUCGGUUAUUGGAGAGAGGAAACCUCAUCGUGAAAGGCCAAGGUGAUACAAUUCUAUGGCAAAGCUUUGCUUCUCCAACUGAUACUUUGCUACCCAAUCAGAUUAUUAAUGGUACUAUAAAACUGGUAUCUAGUACUAGUAGUAAUAGAUUACUUGUUCCUGGCCACUACAGCUUUCAUUUUGAUGAUCAACAUUUGCUUACAUUGUUUGAUGACGAGAAGGAUAUCUCUUUUAUCUAUUGGCCAAAUCCAUUCAUAAACAUGUGGGCAAAGAAAAGAAUAUCAUUUAAUACCACAACAUUUGGAGUUCUUGAUAGCUCGGGGCAUUUCCUUGGGAGUGAUAAUGCAAGCUUUAUGGCUGCUGAUUGGGGUCCUGGGAUUAUGAGGAGAUUAACACUAGAUUAUGAUGGUAAUCUUAGGUUAUACAGUCUCAACAAGACAGACGGAACUUGGCUAGUCACAUGGAUGGCAUUUACUAACCUCUGCUUUGUACGUGGUUUGUGCGGCAUGAACGGAAUAUGCGUGUAUACACCUAAGCCUGCAUGUGUAUGUGCCCCUGGACACGAGAUCAAUGACCCAAGUGACUUGAGUAAAGGAUGCAAGCCAAAGUUUACAAUCAGCUGUGACAGAAAGCAGAAGAUAAGAUUUGUGAAGCUACCCACUACUGAAUUCUUAGGGUAUGAUCAAAGUACACAUCAGCAGGUUUCGCUUAGUACUUGCAAGAACAUAUGCAUGAGUGAUUGCAGCUGCAAGGGUUUCUCAUACUGGCAAGGAAAUGGUAACUGCUAUCCAAAAUCUUCACUUGUUGGUGGUGUAACAAGCCAAUCAUUGCCUGGUUCAACCUAUCUCAAGCUUCCUGAGGCUUUAAAAGUCCGCGAGUCCUCCAUUCCCCGCUCACAGCCUUCUGGUCGUCAAUAUGGCCCUAAUUGUAGCGCAGAGAACCAAUAUUCCAUUGCAAAUUUCUCAGAUAUCUCAAGAAGUGGUCAAAGUGAAUCAAGAUUUUUCUACUUCUACGGAUUCUUAUCAGCAAUAUUUCUCAUCGAGGUAAUUUUGAUUGCAUUAGGAUGGUGGUUUAUUUUGAGAAUGGAGGGCAGGCAAUUAACAGGAGUAUGGCCAGCUGAAUCCGGCUAUGAAAUGAUAACAAGCCAUUUCCGCAGAUACACUUACAAGGAGUUGCAGAGAGCUACUAGAAAAUUUAAGGAAGAGCUUGGCAGGGGAGCAUCUGGUGUAGUGUACAAGGGAAUCUUGAAAGACGAGAGGGCAGUAGCCGUGAAAAAGUUGGCAGACAUAAGCCAAUGUGAAGAAGAAUUCCAGCAUGAGUUGAGUGUGAUCAGUAAAAUUUACCAUAUGAACCUAGUGAGGGUAUGGGGAUACUGUUCUGAUGGUCCACACAGGAUGUUGGUUUCCGAAUAUGUGGAGAAUGGUUCGUUGGACAAGAAGUUAUUUGGAAGUGAGGCCUCCCAGACCUUACUUGAAUGGAAGCAAAGAUUUAAGAUUGCUCUUGGGGUGGCCAAAGGUUUAGCAUAUCUUCAUCACGAAUGCUUAGAGUGGGUUAUCCAUUGCGACGUGAAGCCCGAGAACAUACUGUUGGAUGAUAACUUGGAGCCAAAGAUCACCGACUUUGGCCUUGCAAAACUCCUGAACAGAGGGGGAUCCAAUAAAAAUGUAUCACGUAUCCAUGGAACUAGAGGUUAUAUAGCUCCUGAGUGGGUUUCUAGUCUCCCAAUAACAGCAAAGGUUGAUGUCUACAGCUUCGGAGUGGUCCUUCUAGAAUUAUUGAAGGGAAGUCGUGUUUCAGAAUGGGCAAAAACUGAGGAUGAAGAUGAUGAGGUUGAAAAGGUCCUUCGGCGGGAUGUUAGGAUGCUGGCAGAGAAUGUGAAGUUGCAGGAGGAUAGCGAACGGUCAUGGAUCACUAACUUCAUUGACUCGAGAUUGAAUGGCCAGUUCAACUACUUGCAAGCAAGAACAAUGAUCAAGUUGGCUGUUUCAUGCAUAGAAGAAGAUAGAAGCAAAAGACCCACCAUGGAGAAUGUAGCGCAGAUGCUUCUAUCAGUUGAUGAAGAAAAUAUCAUUACAUAGCAACUUACCUGUCCUGCAUCAAAAUGUAGAACCAUUUGGCACAUCAAUGUAAUACUCCCUCCAGACGGAAAUACAUGUCUUUUGGGACAGCUGAAUUGACCUGCGCUCAGUGCAAUUUGCUUGUCGGAAAUGGCAAGUAAUAUUGACUGGAGGGAGCAUAUUUGUAACUUGUACUGUAAGAAACUAAAAUUAUAUGAGGUAAUAUGUGCUCUAGCAUCAAUCGAAGAUGCGUAAUUUGUCCAUAGA
Oryza sativa Japonica Group (Japanese rice) is the source of this 2785-nucleotide messenger RNA. The record is from RefSeq and is a predicted model, not a curated record. Lineage: Eukaryota; Viridiplantae; Streptophyta; Magnoliopsida; Poales; Poaceae.